Molecule: messenger RNA, 525 nt
Organism: Oncorhynchus nerka (sockeye salmon)
Lineage: Eukaryota; Metazoa; Chordata; Actinopteri; Salmoniformes; Salmonidae
Product: formin-like protein 2
Exons: 3
Biological process (GO): regulation of cell shape; cell migration; cortical actin cytoskeleton organization
Cellular component (GO): cytosol
Molecular function (GO): actin filament binding
Source: RefSeq, a predicted model, not a curated record
AUGCCAGUGUUUAACUGGGUGGCCCUAAAACCAAGUCAGAUCAACGGAACUGUCUUCAACGACAUAGACGAUGAAAGGAUCCUCCAGGAGCUGAAUGUGGAGGAGUUUGAGGAGAUGUUUAAGACCAAGGCCCAGGGGCCAGCGGUGGAUGUGACUCUGAGCAGGCAUAAGGCCCCUCAGAAGGGUCCCAACAGGGUGUCUCUGCUGGAGGCUAACAGAGCCAAGAACCUGGCCAUCACCCUCCGCAAGGCUGGCCAGGGGCCCGAACUCAUCUGUCGGGCCAUCCAGACGUUUGACAUGCGUACUGUGCGUGUGGACUUUGUGGAGUGUCUGAUGCGUUUCCUCCCCACUGAGGGCGAGGUGAAGAUGCUACGGCAGUACGAGAGGGACAGAAAGCCUGUGGACACACUGAGCGAUGAGGACCUCUUCAUGUUGCAGUUCAGCCGCAUAGAGAGACUGGCCCAACGCAUGUCCAUCAUCACCUUCAUGGGCAACUUCCAGGACAACAUACAGAUGCUCACACCG